GAAUGUGACAUCAGCGGUCCGCGCCGCUGCCGGCCGCGGCCAUGCCCAAGCGGGGCUGCCCGUUCGCGGACGCCGCCCCGCUGCAGCUCAAGGUCCGCGUGGGCCCUCGGGAGCUGAGCCGCGGCGUGUGCGCCGAGCGCUACUCACGGGAAAUCUUCGAGAAGACCAGGCAGCUGCUGUUCCGGGGAGCCCAGGCCUACACAGACCACGCGUGGGAGGAGGGCUGUGCUGUCGUCCAGCUGCCAGGGUCCCCGAAGCCUGGCCCCACCGAGACCCCACGGGCCGCACGAGGCCAGAUGCUUAUCGGCCCGGACGGCCGCCUGACCAGGGCCAGAGCCCAGGCUUCUGAAGUGGAGCCAUUGAGGGUACACAGACCCUGCUCCUCUUGUGUGCGGGCUGCCGACGGGAACGCCGCGUGCAGUCAGUGUGAGCGCGCCCUUUGUGGACGGUGUCUGCGCACCUGCAGAAGCUGUGGGGCCCCUGCCUGUGCCAUGUGUGCCCUUGUGGACUGCACUGAAUUCCACGAGAAGGUUCUGUGUGCCAGCUGUGCCGUGCUGGAAGCCUGAGCGCCCUGAAGAAUUGGUGGGAGGGGGGUAGUUGUCUUCCCGAGGGCAGAAAGAAUAAACCUUUAUAUUUGGACACAAGCA
Erinaceus europaeus (western European hedgehog) is the source of this 647-nucleotide messenger RNA. It is a transcript of the gene SIVA1, whose product is annotated as SIVA1 apoptosis inducing factor. Lineage: Eukaryota; Metazoa; Chordata; Mammalia; Eulipotyphla; Erinaceidae. Gene Ontology annotation, molecular function: CD27 receptor binding. The transcript has 4 exons. Gene Ontology annotation, biological process: extrinsic apoptotic signaling pathway. The record is from RefSeq and is a predicted model, not a curated record. The coding region runs from base 42 to 566 and encodes 174 amino acids.